AUGAGGAACGCCAAGAACAACUGCGGGUCCGCGUCCUACUGGCGUGUGGAAACGUCAUCUCCUGUUGACGUGCUGCGGGGCGAAGUCAAACGGGAUGACCCAUAUGAAUACAUGCAGUCAGAGAUGUUGGAGCAGGUGGCAGCGCCCGCCUUCGCAGAGGUUCCACCACCUCCUGCGCCAGUUCCAGAGGCGGCGCCAGAACCGCCAGCUGCCGUUCCGGAGGCUCGUGAGACUCGUGAGGCAGUCCCAAUCUCGCAAUCCAAGGCUACAUUCCCAAAACCUCCGCCGCCCAAGAAGGCUGCCAGCUACUACAUCCCCCCACCAGUGCCGCCGCCGAAGCAGGCUCCUCCCGUACCGCCCAAGCAGGUUGCGGUCGCGGAGACGCUGCGCCCUCCGCCCAAGAAGGAGGUCGUGGCACCUGCCAAGGCAGCGUCUUCCUGCUCUGUGUGGGGUGAUUUGGAUGAGCUGCGGCCAGCCAAAGGGAAUGCGGAUCAGCAGUUCCCGGACCUGUCCUCUGGUCCGCAGUCAAAGAAGGAGAAGCAGAAGACCGCGGCAAAGAAUCUUACACUCAUGGAGCCGAUGACGAAGGUGCAAGCCCAGGCCCAGGCUGCACAGAAAUUCGGACAGGCACAGAGAGCUCCGCCCACCUUCGCUCUCCAGGACCUCAUGAAACCAUCAAAGAAGGGCAGAUCAGCCAAGAUUUUCGCGGGGAAGGCUGCGCUGCCUCAGCAGACCGGAGCAUUUGUUGAAGAAGCAGGUGGUGACCUCCAAGGCGAUUGCGAGCCCGCCUCCUCCUCUGCGGCGCCGGUGUCGAAACUGACACCCAGCGGGAUCCUGCAGCGAGCACCUCGCGAGAAGCGAGAUGAUGGAAGUCGGCGGGAGCGAGACCCUAAGGGCGAGGAUGGAGAGGACGUGGAAGUCACGACGCAGACUCAAAUGAAGAUCGAUCCGCAGAAGCCGCUGCGCAUCUUGCAGAAGCCUGCCGAAGAGAAGGCCAAGGAUCAGGAGGCCCACGCGCCCCGAGCGGAGCCACGGACAGAGGCCUACCACGCGAAGGGCGCCGGCAAAGGUGAAGGCAAGGGCAAAGGCGGCAAGUCGAAGGACAAGGGGAAGAGCAAGGGCAAGGGCCGCGGCCCCCGCCGAUAUGGCGAGGACUCGGAUGCCGAAUGGAGCGUGGCAUCGCAUGAGUCGCAUUCAGAAGAUGAGGAGAAGGAGGCGAGCUCACCCAUGGUGGUCGUCUCAUCUGAGGAUGAGGACUCCGGGGCGAGACCAUUGCAGCAGGAGAAGGGCCAUGGAAAGAAGGGCAAAGGUAAGAACAAGGGCAAAGACAAGAAGGGUGGAAAGAAAGGAUGGAUUGUCAAGACGAAGUCUAUUGACUCUGAUGACACGCAUGAGGAGGCGACUGCCACUCCCGAACCUGAGCCGUCGGAGCGCCAUGAGGAAGAGGAAAGGCGACUCAGGAACCUGAAGAGUGUCUUGGAGUCCCGAGCAGCCACCCGCGCGGAGGCAGAGCGCCAGCGCAAGCUACUGCGGGAGAAGGCCGCAGGUGCAGAGGUGCAGCCUGUGAAGGAGACGUCGCCGAGCUCACCAGCAGCGUCCAGCGACCAGACGGAGCCAAAGCAAGCGGAGGCGGACGCGGAGGAGGAGGAGGACGAGGAGGAGCAGGAGCAGGAGGAAGAGGAGGAAGAAGCACAGGAGGAGCCUGUCGUCCCACAGUCGAGCAUCCUUAGUGAGGAGGCUAUGGGCCGCUUGAACCCUGUUGCAGACACCGGCCUUGCACUGGGCAUUGGUAUGGUCUGUGUGCAGGGCGAGGAGAAGGAGGUGGAUUCUGAUGAGCUCCUCGACUUUGAGACGGUGAAGAACCGUACAGAGAAGAAGGCAGAGAUGCGCGAGCAGCGCCGCGUCCAGGAGGAGCAAGCCACGCGCGCCGCAAUCCGACGCGAGGCGCAGCGCCAGCGCGACCUGCGUGCCAAGGAAGCCCAGGAAGCCAAGAUGGCGGCCGAAGCCGCCGAAGCCGCCGAAGCCGCCGCUGCUGAAGCCGCUGAGAAGGAGGCCGCGCGACAGGCCCCGCGCCAGCAGAGGAUCAACCUUGCGGACUUGAGGCGCACCUCGCAGGCCGAGGAGCCGCUGGAGACGGCACCCGCCUUGCGAGUCCUUGCGAGUCCUUGCGAGUCCUUGCGCUGUUGA
Molecule: messenger RNA, 2187 nt
Organism: Symbiodinium natans
Lineage: Eukaryota; Dinophyceae; Suessiales; Symbiodiniaceae
Source: the annotation of a GenBank genome assembly